Messenger RNA from Acomys russatus (golden spiny mouse), 6553 nucleotides. RefSeq names its product microtubule crosslinking factor 1 (gene Mtcl1). Gene Ontology annotation, biological process: regulation of autophagy; establishment or maintenance of epithelial cell apical/basal polarity; microtubule bundle formation. The transcript is spliced from 14 exons. Bases 44 to 5818 code for a protein of 1924 amino acids. Lineage: Eukaryota; Metazoa; Chordata; Mammalia; Rodentia; Muridae. Gene Ontology annotation, molecular function: microtubule binding. Gene Ontology annotation, cellular component: spindle pole; microtubule bundle; midbody. The record is from RefSeq and is a predicted model, not a curated record.
GCAUCUGCCGCCUGAGCUGCGGAUCGCGGCCGCCGCCCGGGCCAUGGAGACUCUGAACGGCCCCGCGGGCGGCGGCGCCCCGGACACCAAGCCGCAGCCAGCCGGCCAGCAUCACCGCCACCACCACCUGCACCCGCUGGCGGAGAGGAGGCGGCUUCACCGCGCACCUUCGCCCGCCAGACCCUUCCUCAAGGACCUGCACACGCGGCCCGCCACGGCCACCUCCUCUGCGGGCCGUGCCCCGACUCCCGCCGCCCCCCGCUCGCCCAGCCUCGCUGGGAAGGCGCCGCCGUCGCCCGGGCCCCCGGCCGCACCCGGUCGCCUCUCCCGACGCAGCGGCGUAGUCCCGGGCGCGAAGGACAAGCCGCCGCCGGGCGCCGGAGCCAGGGCGGCUGGUGGCGCCAAGGCCGCCCCGGGGACUAGGAGGGCUGCGCGCGCCGGGCCCGCGGAGCCACUGUCCCGGGUCGGGAGGUCGGCUGGGGCCGAGCUGCCGCCUGCGGUCGCGAAGGGCCGAAAACCCAAGCGGAGCCCCGGGACGCCUCCAGCUCGCACUGUCGGACCCUCGGCACCGGCUGCUCGGGUCCCCGCCGUGACCCUCUCUGUGACCUCGGUGGCCGGCUCGCGUGUCAGCCACACCGACAGCAGCUCGGAUCUCUCCGACUGUGCCUCCGAACCCUUGUCUGAUGAGCAGCGCCUGCUGCCCGCCGCCAGCAGCGAUGCGGAGUCCGGCACUGGCUCCAGUGACCGGGAACCCAUGCGCGGAGCACCCACACCAAUCUCGGGACCCCGUGUGCCGCCGCCGGGCAGCCCUGAGCCCCCUGCGCUGCUCACGGCGCCCCCUGUUGCUGGUGCCUGUCUCGGGGGCCGAAGUAGCCCAGGCGGGGUCUCCUCAGGGUCCCUGGGACCCUUUUCUCAGGAGGAUGUUGAGGGCCGAGUGCCACCGGAGCGGACGAUUCUCGGGACCCUCAAGGAGCCUAGCUUGGGCGAACAGCCUCGGCUGUUGGUGGUGGCUGAGGAAGAGGAGCUGCUGAGGGAGAUGGAGGAACUGCGCUCGGAGAACGACUACCUCAAGGACGAGCUGGAUGAGCUCCGUGCAGAGAUGGAAGAGAUGAGGGACAGCUACCUGGAAGAGGACGGUUACCAGCUGCAGGAGCUCCGGAGAGAGCUGGAUCGGGCCAACAAGAACUGCAGGAUCCUGCAGUACCGACUCAGGAAGGCCGAGCAGAAAAGCCUGAAAGUGGCAGAAACAGGGCAGGUGGAUGGGGAACUUAUCCGAAGCCUGGAGCAGGACUUGAAGGUAGCCAAAGACGUGUCCGUGAGGUUACACCACGAACUGGAGACGGUGGAGGAGAAGCGCGCCAAGGCCGAGGACGACAAUGACACACUCCGGCAGCAGAUGAUUGAGGUGGAGAUAUCCCGACAGGCCCUCCAGAGUGAACUGGAGAAACUGAGAGAGAGCUCUCUGAAGAGAAGAGGCAGCCGGGAAAUAUACAAAGAGAAGAAAACCGUUAACCAGGAUGACAGUGCGGAUUUGAAGUGCCAGCUUCAGUUUGCCAAAGAGGAAGCCUCCCUGAUGCGUAAAAAGAUGGCCAAGUUGGGGCGGGAGAAGGACGAGUUGGAGCAGGAACUGCAGAAGUAUAAGUCCCUCUAUGGUGAUGUGGACAGUCCCCUCCCGACAGGGGAGGCUGGUGGGCCCCCCAGCACCAGGGAGGCGGAGCUGAAGCUGCGGCUAAAGCUGGUGGAGGAAGAAGCCAGCAUCUUGGGCCGCAAGAUCGUGGAACUGGAGGUGGAAAACCGUGGCCUCAAGGCAGAGAUGGAGGACAUGCGGGCUCAGCAUGAGCAGGGGACAGGCAGGGACCACGUGCCAAGCAUUCCUACCUCACCCUUCGGAGACAACGUGGAGUCCUCCGCGGAGCUCCGCCGGCACCUGCAGUUCGUGGAGGAGGAAGCUGAGCUGCUGAGGAGAUCCAUAUCAGAGAUCGAAGACCACAAUCGGCAGCUGACCCACGAGCUGAGCAAGUUCAAGUUCGAGCCUCACCAGGAGUCAGGGCGGCGUGGGGACGGUGCGUCUAAGGGCCCCGGGGCCGGUGUUCCUCUACAAGAGGAGCUGCAGUCAGCCAAGGUACAGAUCGAUGAGCUAAGUGGGAAAGUGUUGAAGCUGCAGUAUGAGAACCGGCUGCUGCUGUCCAAUGCCCAGCGGUGUGACCUCGCCGCACAUCUGGGCCUACGUGCCCCGAGCCCCCGAGACAGCGACGCCGAUAGCGACGCAGGCAAGAAAGAAAGCGACGGCGAGGAGGGCCACCGCCUGCCUCAGCCAAAGCGCGAAGGCCCUGUUGGUGGAGAGAGCGACUCCGAGGACGUAUUCGAGAAGACCUCAGGCUUUGGGAGCGGGAAGCCUUCGGAGGCCAGCGAGCCGUGCCCGGCAGAGCUGCUCAGGGUCCGGGAGGAUGCCGAGUGCCUGGUGAUCAUAAAACACGAGGCCCAGAGGCUUGAGCGGACCGUGGAGCGCCUCAUCGCCGACACAGACGGCUUCAUCCAUGAUUCAGGCCCAAGGGGUGGUGAAUCAGCCUCGCCUGGCAUCCAAGGCCAAGGUGAGGGUAGCCCGAGUGAGCCCUACUUGUUGGAGACCAUCAACGUGAGGAUGAAGGCUUUCAGGAAAGAGUUGCAGGCCUUCCUGGAGCAGAUGACCCGGAUUGUGGAUGGGCUGUCGCCCUUAUCCCAACUCACAGAGUCAUCCAGCUUUCUGUCCACUGUGACUUCCGUGUCCCGGGACUCCCCCAUCGGGACCCUGGGGAAGGAGCUGGGCCCAGACUUGCAGUCCAAACUGAGGGACCAGCUGGAGUGGCAGCUCAGUCAGGAUCGUGGGGACGAGCGAGAGGGCCUGCGCCUCCAGGCUUCUCGGGAGCUGCACCAGCGUGCUGAUGGGGAUUCCGGGAGCCACAGGCUGGGAGGCCAGAGCUGUUUCAACCUAGAGAUGGAGGAAGACCACCUCUAUGCUCUGCGGUGGAAAGAGCUGGAGAUGCACAGCCUGGCCUUGCAGAACACCCUCCACAAGCGGACCUGGAGUGACGAGAAGAACCUGCUGCAGCAGGAACUGCGCUCCUUGAAGCAGAACAUCUUCCUCUUCUACGUCAAGCUCAGGUGGCUGCUGAAGCACUGGCGACAAGGGAAGCGGAUGGAGGACGGAGGAGAGGACUUCGCGGAGAGCGACCAUCCAGACAGUGCUCCCGGGCUUGCUGAGCUUGGAGUCCAGGGGGGUCACCAGACAGAUGGAGCCGACCUAGAGGAUUCUGACCCACACUCCCCGGUACAGAUCAGCGAGCAUGGAUCACGGCUGCAGCCUGCAGAUGGGGGACCACUCAACAGGCAGGUGGUGGGAAAUCAGCAGCUGUUCAGAGCCCUCAAAGCCCUGCUGGAGGACUUCCGUUCCGAGCUGCGGGAAGACGAGCAUGCCCGGCUGCGUCUGCAGCAGCAGUAUGCCAGCGACAAGGCUGCCUGGGAUGUGGAGUGGGCUGUGCUCAAGGGCCGCCUGGAACAGCUGGAGGAGAAGACUGAGAAGAGCUUGGGAGAGCUUGACUCCUCUGCUGAGGGCAAAGGGGCCCUGAAGAAGGAGAGAGAGGCACACCAGAAGCUCCUGGCUGACAGCCACGGCCUGGUCAUGGACCUGCGCUGGCAGAUCCGUCACCGCGAGAAGAGCUGGAACCGGGAGAAGGUGGAGCUGCUCGAGCGUCUGGACAGCGAGCGGCAGGAGUGGGGGCGACAGAAGGAGGAGCUCCUGUGGCGGGUGGAGCAGUUACAGAAACAGAACAGCCCCCGGAGAAGCGGCAGUUUCCUCUGCAGUCAGAAAGAAGACGAGGCCCGCCCUUUUGCACACCAAGGAGGCCUCCGUGCACCCCGACCUGUGUCCAUGUGGCCCUGUGCAGACGCCGACUCCAUCCCCUUUGAAGACCGGCCGCUCUCCAAACUGAAGGAGUCCGACAGGUGCUCAGCCAGCGAGAACCUGUACUUAGACACACUGUCGCUGGAUGACGAACCAGAGGAGGAUCCGCCACCUCUCAGGAACUGCCUUGCCGAGGAAGAAGAAAGUCCCAAGGGAAAUCUUCAAAGGGCUGUGUCUGUGUCCUGUAUGUCUGAAUUCCAGCGUCUGAUGGACGUCUCCCCAUUCCUGCCUGAGAAGGGGCCACCAUCUACCAGCAGCAAGGAGGAUGUCACGCCACCCCUGUCUCCUGAUGACCUGAAGUACAUCGAGGAGUUCAACAGCAAAAACUGGGACUACACAUCUCCCAGGGCUGGGGCCGACAGGACCGAGGUGGGGCGGGUAGGGCAUGAAGCCACCACGGAGCCUUUCCCUGACUCCUCCUGGUACCUGACCACAAGUGUCACCAUGACCACAGACACCAUGACCAGCCCAGAGCACUGCCAGAAGCAGCCACUGCGGAGCCACGUCCUUACUGAGCAGUCUGGGGUGCAUGUACUACACAGCCCACCUGCCAUUCGCCGGGUUGACAGUCUAGUGUCAGGUGGCGAGGGCAGGAGCCGGGUGGACCCCGAGGGCCACUUUCCUAUGAGCAGAGCAAGAGGGAACCUGGCAGAUGCCAAGGGAGGUCAUCCAGAACCCAUACUUAACAGGUGGCCUUGCACCCCACCCAGACACCUCCGAGACUAUGUAGAGGGGUCUCUCCGACCCCUCGACAGACCUGUUUGCCCCUCCCUGGGAUUUGCCCCCCUGAACAGUUUAGAUAUGUCUAAGAACAUGAGUGAUGACAUGAAGGAGGUGGCCUUCUCUGUCAGGAAUGCCAUCUGCUCUGGUCCCGCUGAGCCACAAGUCAGGGAUAUGGCCUGCCAGACCAAUGGGUCCAGGACAUCAGGGACACAGACCAUUCAGACAAUCAGCGUGGGCCUGCAGACUGAGACCCUCCGUGCCAGCGGUGCCACCAGCAGCCCCCACAAGUGUCUCACACCAAAAGCUGGAGGUGGCACUACACCUGUGUCUUCUCCUUCCCGAAGCCUUAGGAGCAGACAGGUGGCCCCUGCCAUCGAGAAGGUGCAAGCCAAGUUUGAGCGCACCUGCUGUUCCCCAAAGUACGGUUCCCCAAAACUUCAGAGAAAGCCCCUCUCAAAAGCUGACCAGCCAAAUAGCAGGACCUCACCAGGCACAACCCAGAAAGGGUUCAGCGAGUCGGCCUGGGCCCGCUCCACCACCACACGGGAGAGCCCUGUGCACACCACCAUCAACGAUGGCCUCUCCAGCCUCUUCAGCAUCAUCGACCACAGUCCCGUGGGGUUGAGGGCUGGGAGCCGGUCUCGCUCGGCAGAGCCUCGACAAGAGCUGGGUCCAGGCCAGGAAACAGGCGCUUGUUCCCGAGGAAGGUCGCCCAGUCCCCUGGGAGUGGGCUCAGAGAUGUGCAGGGAGGACGGGGGAGAGAGCACACCAGUGAGGCAGGACUUAUCUGCACCCCCUGGCUACACACUCACUGAGAAUGUGGCCCGGAUCCUCAACAAAAAGUUGUUGGAGCAUGCCUUAAAGGAGGAGAGGAAGCAAGCCGCCCACAGCUCCUCAGGUUUCACCAGCGACAGCCACACCGGAGAAGCAGUGCCGGCUGAGCCAGGAUCCAUGGAGGAACUACCUUGUUCUGCGCUCGCGCCAUCCCUAGAGCCCUGCUUCUCCAGGCCAGAGAGACCAGCAAACCGCCGCCUUCCAUCCCGUUGGGCCCCGCCUUCUCCCACUGCCUCACAGUCUCAGUCACCCGGAGACCCCCCAGUGUCGCUGGAAGAACACCGUGAGGAGGAUCCGCCAGAGGAGAAGCCACACCUGUGAGGGACAUGAUGCAAGCUUGCAUGGAGUGUCACCGGAAUAAUCCCCUUUAAUUGGCAUAACCCUGACCAUCACUACCCACCAACCUCUGCCCCCCAAGGAGAGAUGUAGCUUUCUCAAGGUCAAAGGAUGUGUGUUCUAAAAACACACAGCUGCUGGAUGGUCACCCUGGUACACUGAGAUGUUUCGGGAAUGAAACAGUAAACGUGCCUGUAAUAAUUUUUUCAUAGCUCAGAAAACUAUUUUUGUCUCCAUCUUUUUUUACACACAAUAUAUUAAACAGACAAACAAACAAAGGUAAAUAAGGUAUAAAUAGAUUUAAGAGUUUUAAAAUGUACAUUUAAAGAGAUCCCAAACGCUUGUUCUCAGCCCCGAUUGUCUCUGUUAAAUUUGCACUGUUCCGUUUUGCUUCGGUUGCUCCAUAUUGAGUUCUGCGUGUUCUAAGUUAAAAUUUAUUUUGUCCAGUGUUGAUUUUUUUAGGACUCUUUUUAAUGCUUCAGACUGUCUAACUCAGUGAACUUUUUGUAGUGAAAAGGCCACGAGGCCAGAAGACAAGAGAGUCUGUAAUCCAGAAGGAUGCAGUUUACCGUUUCUGGAAAGGUACGGAGCCCCUCAGUGGACUUAACAAUCGCUGUAUGACCCAUCUCGCGCUCGGCCUGGCCGCACGUCCUCGGGCGCCUGUACAUAUACCGCUCUGUCCCUGCCCUCACCCACGUGUGUGUCGGUCUGGUCCACUGU